This is a messenger RNA of Cucurbita pepo subsp. pepo (vegetable marrow), 1442 nucleotides long. Its product is annotated as xyloglucan O-acetyltransferase 3. NCBI's taxonomy places the organism in Eukaryota, Viridiplantae, Streptophyta, Magnoliopsida, Cucurbitales, Cucurbitaceae. Gene Ontology annotation, molecular function: O-acetyltransferase activity. Gene Ontology annotation, cellular component: Golgi apparatus. The record is from RefSeq and is a predicted model, not a curated record.
AGUAGGAAACAAUAAGUCCAUUUUUGGUGGAAAAUUCCUUGUUGAAAGGAAAGUUAUUAGAAUCUUUCAAACCCAAACAAUUCAUUCUCAAAAUUCUCUCUCUGUUAGGCAUGAGAUUUUCCAACUCCCAUUUGGCAGAGAAAUCCCAUCAUAAACAUCGUUCCCAGAGGGAGAGAUGGGUCUGGUCUGGUCCUCUGUUAUGCUCUUUCUUAGCCAUCUCCGCCAUUGUUUCCUUCUUCUUCUUCUCCCUCCGCUCCCCAAACCCUUCUCUUCUUCUCCGCCCCAACCUCCCCGCCCUCCAAUCCAUCCACGAUCCAACCCCUCCAAAGGAGAAACAGAGGUGCAAUCUGUUCAAAGGGCAUUGGAUUAAGCAGGCCGGAGGAUCGGGCAUGUACACGAAUUGGAGCUGCCCCACGAUCCCAGAAUCGAAGAAUUGCUUCAAACAGGGGAGGAAGGAUAUGGAUUUUGUGAACUGGAGAUGGAAGCCAGAUGAAUGCGAGCUUCCAAGAUUUGAUUCCAUGGCGUUUCUCCAUCUUCUCCGUGGAAAGAAACUCGCUUUUAUCGGCGAUUCUGUUGCCAGAAACCAAUUCGAAUCUCUCCUCUGCUUCUUGUCUCAGGUAGAAACUCCACAAGAUGUUUAUAAAGACUCUGAGGAUAGGUUUAGAACAUGGUAUUUUCCAAAAAGUGACCUAACCCUUCUCAUGCUUUGGACUAAAUUCCUCGUGGCCGGAGAAGAGAGGGUUGUGAAUGGAACGGGAACGGGCGUUUUCGACCUACAAUUCAACGAGAUCGAUAAGGAUUGGACGCAACACCUACCCGAAAUCGACUACGCGAUUCUCUCUAACGGGCAUUGGUUUUUUCGAGUGUUGUACUUGCAUGAAGGAAACAACAUUCCCAAUUGCAUCUAUUGCAGCAAUCCAAAUAUCACGAGUCACAAUCCUGACUUUGCAUUGAGAAUGGCUUUUCGAGCGGCUUUUAAGUACAUCAAUGAUUGUAAGAAUUGUGGUAAGUUGGUGACAUUUGUGAGGACGUUCUCGCCUGCCCAUUUCGAAAAUGGGGUUUGGAACACGGGUGGCUAUUGCAAUAGAACAGGUCCGUCGAGUGCGAAGGUGAUCGACCAAGAGAGCUUUGAUUGGAAGCUAAGGAAUAUUCAGAUAGAAGAGACGGAAAAGGCGAAACUAGAGGGGAUGGGGAAAGGGAAGAGAUUCGAGGUGAUCGACGUGACGAUGGCUAUGACGAUGAGAGCGGACGGGCACCCGGGGGAGUUUUGGGGAAACAAAUGGAUGAAGGGUUACAAUGACUGUGUGCAUUGGUGCAUGCCAGGCCCCAUUGAUGCAUGGAAUGAGCUUUUGAUGGCAGUUAUAAGGAAGGAGGAGGCAGCUAUGGAUUCAUAACAAUAAUACCAAAUAAUUUCAUUAAUGUUUUACCAAUUUUCAUUUUUG